Molecule: messenger RNA, 1896 nt
Organism: Linum trigynum
Lineage: Eukaryota; Viridiplantae; Streptophyta; Magnoliopsida; Malpighiales; Linaceae
Source: the annotation of a GenBank genome assembly
GAUCUAUUAAGUUUAUGUACUAAAUUGUGAUUUGUAUGUGAACUUCCAUGGAAGCAACCUAAAAUAUUAAGAGGGAAGGGAAAGGAAAAGCAUAUGACAAGUCAGAAGGGGGGGAAUGGGAAAGAGAAGCUGACUCGACUCUACUGUCACUCCAGGAAUUGGCCAAGUGUAACCACUUCCUAAAGCGUAGUAUAGCGGGUUUAGGUUUAAUUAUCAACCCGGGUCCUAGAUCUGAUGACUACUCAGUGAAUUCUUGUUAUCUAGCAAUGAAACUGGAAUGCAAGUUUAACUAACAAACUAACAAAGCAAGUAAACGGUUGUAUUCAGGUUAAAGAGGUCACCCGGAUAUGGUUCCCCCUAGACUGCAGUUAAGCCGGAUUGUAAUUACCAAGUUCAGUUUCUAUGAUAGUUAUACUGUGGAAGGUUCUUAAACAGUCUGAAGUCUCGACUAAAGGUCUUCAGACCCUCUCAAUCUGAAUCUCUAGCGGGCGACUAACCUCCACUGGAGUAGACAGAUUGAGGCCCUAAGAACAAAACCUCCACUACCGGGGUAAAUCCGGUACAGAAUAGUGAGUUGGCUCCUCGACUAAAGUCACCAACUCCCUACCUUCAAUCAAGGAUACUCUAUUAACCUAGGCAGAUAUUCUCAUUCUAGGUUAAAGCAGAAACAACAGGAAUUUGAUCAGGAUUCAGUCAUUCAAUCAUUAAAACCUCAAUCGAAUAUAAUCAAUCACAGAAUCAGUACUUGGGUUCAUACAAUCAAAGCCUAACAUACAAAUCUAGGGUUCUCCAUACCCAGAUGAAUGGGAGAACUACUCCAUAGAGAAGAAAGCAAAAGCAGAAUCAGACACGGAAUUCAUACUGCGAAGGAUGGAUUCCUGCUUCUGGACGUUGAUUGGCACUUCUCCAAGCUCAAGCUGGCCUCCAAUGGUGUUGAAGAUCAAUCUAGGGCACUUGGAGACUCUUGUUCGUCGCUUUCUCUCUCUAGAAAUCGUUCUCUCUCUCAAAAACUCCAAUCCUCCCGAAUUGUGGCUGAAAUUCUGCUUAAAAGGAGAAAAUCCCGACUCACACGGCCAGGGUGGCACGGCCGUGCAGCUCACCCAGUUGCCCGUGUGAGUCAAAACGCAUCGUUUCAUUUAGUUCGAAUUCCAGGCUCUUUGCACGGCCAGAAUGGCACGGCCGUGUGGACAUCCCCUCUUGCCCGUGUUUGCUCUCGCAGAAUAUGGCACGGCCAACCCGGCCACUCGCACGGCCGUGUCGAUCCUCUGCUCUGCCCGUGUGUGCUCUGGGCAAAACUCGCACGGCCAGGCCAUUACUUCACACGGCCGUGUGAACAUCAGGGCAGCCCGUGUGACCUCCUUUGUGACUUGUCUCGCACCCGAUCUUCACCCAAUCGACCCCGAACUCGCUCCUAAACCUUCAUUCACUUGCCAGGACCUGGAAUAUCACAAACAAGCACAACCUAGCGUGAAAUCGGUCUAAAACACGAGAAACCACCUCUCAAACGGUGUAAGAACAGGGGUGAAAACAUGUGUAACUAACGGUCUAUCAAACUCCCCCACACUUAACCGUUUGCUUGUCCCCAAGCAAACCAAGUCAGACACAAGGUAAGCUCAAAACAACAAGGCAUGACAUAUCGGCACAAAACACGUGGAUCAUACUGGCUUUCGAUCAGUAACACAUGGACAACUUCAAUGACAACCUAGACAACCACCACUGAUGACAUUCGAAUGCAGCAAAAAUCGAGCAAAGGAAGAGUUUCCCUUCUGUUCACCAACCAACAUAGACUUAACUCAACCACUUGUUCAAAACAGUUACAUCAUGCACAAACUUCAAGGUAUCAGAAGUAAGACCGAGCAAUCAAGGUCCUCACCGGGAUAAAGAGUAUAAAGAAUA